Messenger RNA from Brachypodium distachyon (stiff brome), 2489 nucleotides. RefSeq names its product BTB/POZ domain-containing protein At3g50780. Lineage: Eukaryota; Viridiplantae; Streptophyta; Magnoliopsida; Poales; Poaceae. Gene Ontology annotation, molecular function: protein binding. Bases 479 to 2113 code for a protein of 544 amino acids. The record is from RefSeq and is a predicted model, not a curated record. The transcript is spliced from 4 exons.
GGACAUCCAUUCCACUCCAUCCACACAUCUGGAAGAGUGCAGUGGAGUAAGUAAAUGGCAGCAGGCCAGAAAGGGCACAAGAACCCACACCACACCUGCUUUGCUUCUUCUUCUCGGUUACUACCCAAACAGUCAGGACAAAGGCAUUGGAUUCGGUGAGCAGCAAUAUACUAGUACUCCUCCUGCUCCUUUGAUUGUACCCUGCCCAAAGUGUGAAGGGGGCAGCAGUUCGGACCAGCAGCAGCUCGAAAGCUGGAACCGGAGCUGGUGAAGGAGCAGUUACCCUUCCCGUUUCGGAUUGGAGGUGUUCCUCGUCGUUUCUUGGCUCUUCUCUCGUUCUUGGCAUCGUUUCUGAGGAGCCCUGAAUCCCUGAUAUUGCGCGAAUUGCAGGAGAGGAAGAAGGUUCCUGAGAUCUUGCUCGCCUCGCCUGGCCGCAUUGCAGGGGGGAAGAACCAGAUGCGGAAUUGAGCUCCGGGGAAUGGAGGAAUCGAGGCCGAGGAGGGCGCCGGCGAGGAUCCGGGCCGUGCCGAUCGCCGUCACGCCGGAGGGGUUCUGGUGCUGCCCCUCGCCGGCGGCGCUGCACAAGAGCCUCAAGAACCCGCACCACCACCACCACCACCACGGCAGCAACAAUGGCGGCGGCCACGGGAAGCAGCCGCGCAAGAUCCCGUCGGCGCCUCCGUCCAAGGCGCCCUCCGUGCAGACAGCGCCGUCCGUGGCCGACGAGUCGGGCCGCCGGGAAGGCGCCGGCGAGCAGGACGCGCCGGCGGUUGAGGCGGCGGCGGCGGAUGGACGGGAGGAGCCGGCCGGCGGUGGUGAGGCUCAGCUGCAGCAGCACGAGAUCUGCGUCGGGUUUGGGCAGCCUGAGACGAGCGACCUGACGGUGAUGCUGUAUGGCAAGGAAGGGAUUGCUGUCAGGAUGAACGUGCAUAGGGAUGUUCUCUGCGGAAGCAGCGCAUUCUUCGCCGCGAAGCUCUCCGGCGGCGGCAAUGGUGGCCCUCCGGUGCCCUCUGUCGAGAUACAUGACUGCGACGAUGCAGAGAUCUAUGUGGAGACCGUCGGGCUGAUGUACUGCGACGAGGCGAAGCACAAGCUGCUCAAGCAGAACGUGUCGCGUGUGCUUCGCAUCAUGAAGGUUGCUGAAUCACUUGGUUUUGAGGCCUGUGUCAAGUCAUGCCUGGAUUAUCUGGAAGCAGUCCCUUGGGUCGGUGAGGAAGAAGAUAACGUUGUGUCAUCGAUACGGCAUCUUCAGAGCAAGGCUUAUGGAGUUAGCCCUUUACUGAAAAGAGUUGCUUCUGACAGUCUGAACUCACCAGCUGAUACUUUGUCUCAUAUUAUGGAGAUGGUCUUGAAGAGCAAUGAUGACAGGGGGCGUCGGGAGAUGAAAGCCUUAGUUCUGAAUCUUCUCAAGGAUAGCAACCGUUGCACGGAUGGUACGUCAGACAUCUGUUCUGAAUUAUUUCACAGUUCAUGUCAAGGUUGCAUAGACAGACUUAAGCUACUCUUCGCGGAAGCAUCUGAAGCAGGUUUUCCUUCUCAAGUUACAAGGCAAAUAACCCUGGAGACUGACAAUCUCCUCUGGUUGGUCGAGAUAUUGGUUAACCAACGGAUUUGUGAUGAUUUUGUGGUCAUGUGGGCAAGCCAGAGUGAGCUUGCAUCAUUACAUGCAAAAUUGUCAGUUGCCUCUCGCCACGCAGUUAGCUGUAUCACAGCGAGGCUUUUUGUUGGGAUUGGAAGAGGAGAAAUGCUUCCAUCCAAGAACACUCGUCUUCUUCUCCUGCAAGUCUGGCUGCAAGCACUCAUCGAUGACUACUCAUGGCUACAAUGCAGCUGCCGGUCAUUUGAUAGGAAGCUUGUUGAGGAAGGGAUUGGGCAAACAAUCCUAACACUUCCUUUGGAAGACCAGCGAUCUAUAUUACUAUCAUGGCUCGGGAGAUUCUUGAAGUUGGGUGAUAACUGUCCAAACUUGCAGAGGGCAUUUGAGGUAUGGUGGAGAAGGACUUUCGUCAGACCUUAUGUCAAUCAGGCAAGAGAUGGUGGAUGGAUGAACUUGCAGUUCGAGGUUGCUGGGGGUAUGGUCAGGAUAAAGAAAGGAGCUAUCAGCUACCAAUGACCAUGCCUGUGUACAUCAACUUCAGUGGGACACAAAUGCUCUCUGUGUCAUGGAAUCAGUGGAAGCUACGCCUGAGAGAUGUCAUGGAAAGCGACACAAUUUAGUAUUUAGGGAUGGUGACGAUGCUGACAUGUUUUUCUUAAGCAUCAUUGUCGAUGACUCAUGAGGUAUGUGUGGUCUGAUUGUAUUUCAUGGAAUCUGAAACAAGUGUAAAUCCCUCUCUCGAGAUCGGUCAGGGCUUGUUUCGAAUGCAAGAUUUUUUCCAGAAAACAGUUCAAUUCCUGCCCGAACCAAAAGAGAUUGUCAUGUUCUGAACAGGCAAACAGGGCCUCGGCUUCUUUGAUAAGCUAAAAAUAUCAGAAUUAUCCAGAAAAUA